Molecule: messenger RNA, 3402 nt
Organism: Cornus florida
Lineage: Eukaryota; Viridiplantae; Streptophyta; Magnoliopsida; Cornales; Cornaceae
Product: kinesin-like protein KIN-1
Exons: 15
Coding region: 161-1606 (481 amino acids)
Biological process (GO): microtubule-based movement
Molecular function (GO): microtubule binding; ATP binding; microtubule motor activity
Source: RefSeq, a predicted model, not a curated record
UUUCAAAGGGCAAAAAAGAAAUGUGAUACAGAUAUAUAGCGAUAUUCUGAGACUCUGAGUCUUACAUUUCUUCAAUUUGUGAUAUAUAGAUAGGUUUCGAUCAGUCCAUUCCAUCGUAAGAUUGAGGAGUUUCUUCACUCACUCUGUAAUCAGAAUAGCAAUGUCGCACAUAACUGUAUGCGCACGAUUCAGACCUCUAAAUUCUAGAGAGAGAAGAGAUCAUGGCGAUGCCAUCUGCAUUCAAACCCUAGAUCCUGAAACUUUCAAUUUGAAGGAUGAGAAAGAAGAAGAGUUUACAUUCAGCUUUGAUAGGGCGUUCUAUCAGGAAUCAGAGCAAGUCGAUGUCUAUGAAUUUCUUGCUCGGCCGAUUGUUCGAGACGCUGCUAAUGGAAUAAAUGGGACAAUUCUUACAUACGGACAGACAGGAGCAGGGAAGACAUAUAGCAUGGAGGGUCCCGGCAUCCUAUGUUGUGAUGAGCAGAAGAAAGGAUUACUGCCGAGAGUAGUGGAUGGGCUUUUUGAGGCUACUAAAGUUUCUGAAGAAACAUCCAAAUACGUGAUCAAAUUGUCCAUGGUGGAAAUCUAUAUGGAGAAAGUAAGGGACCUUUUUGAUUUAUCAAAGGACAACAUACAGAUUAAGGAGAGGAAAGCCCAAGGAAUAUUGUUGUCUGGAGUGACAGAGAUCACUGUAUUGGACCCUGCAGAAGCAUUUAAAAGCCUAUCUAGUGGAAUAGCUAACAGAGCAGUUGGAGAGACCCAAAUGAAUAUGGCCAGUAGUAGAAGUCAUUGUGUUUACAUAUUCACAGUUCAGCAGGAUUUAACAACUGAUAAUAGGGCGAAAGUUGGUAAGUUGAUUCUUGUGGACUUGGCGGGGUCUGAGAAAGUUGAGAAGACAGGAGCUGAAGGGAGAGUUCUUGAAGAAGCCAAGACCAUCAACAAGUCACUUUCAGCCCUCGGGAAUGUAAUAAAUGCUUUGACCUGUGGUACUCCAGGCAAAGCAAAUCACAUUCCAUAUCGUGAUUCUAAGCUUACUCGCAUUCUACAAGAUGCUCUUGGAGGGAACUCCCAAACUGCAUUACUGUGCUGUUGCUCUCCGAGCUCUUCAAAUGCAUCAGAAAGCCUAUCCACUCUUCGCUUUGGUGCAAGAGCAAAGCAUAUAAAGGCAUCACCUCGUGUCAAUUGCAAGGAAGAUAAUAAAUGCACCAAGAUGCAAGGAGUGACCUCUCUGACUAAAAAUGAGUCUUGUGAGAGAAUUUUAUCCAAGCUGAGGGAGAAACUGGAUAUCGAAGAUGUGAAGUUACUUGAGGAAUUGUUUAUAUUGGAGGGUAUUUUCUUUGAUCCCAGUUUGGUGGAAAACUUGGAAUCAGCUUACGAGGAUGUUACCAUACGGACAAUUGCCUCAUUGCAACAAGCUGUGGAAGAGCUUGUCAUCACUGUUGAAGAGUUUAAGAGAGAGAACAAAGUUCUGAAGGAGAAACUGGAAGCUGUUGAAAUAUCCGACAGACUUCACAAAGAAGCUGGAGAAAAUGUAAGCUUUUUGCAUAGGAUUUCAGAAAUUGGUUUCUUCAUCCCCUGGCUUGGAUCAUUUUUCAUGUCAAGAGGGUGAAAAGAGAACUGUUCAACCACAAUAAUUUCGUUCUGUAGUUCUAACCCUACAUGACAGAAUCGCAUUAUUGUUCAUGAUUAGAGGGGGGAAAAAAAAAAAAAAAACUGAAUAAAACUAAAGAAAAUGAGAUACAAAUUCUGUAAGUAAUAUGUAUAGAUACUAUUCCACUGUCCAUCUACAUUGCUCCAUUAGUAGGUCAUCUCUUGAAUUCUGCAUCAUUUGAUCCAAUGGUCAAUUGAAGUCAUUGAGCACAUUUAGUGGUUCUAUGCUGGUUGCCCUGAAUGAUAUUAAUGUGCAUCAUUUUGCUUCUAGGAAUUGUGAUUGAUGAUCAUAUGAUGAUAUGAAUAAUUUAAUAGCACAAGCUUUUACAGUUUCAUUCCAGUUAAUAGACAAGGAAGGGUAUGGAAGGACUAGACUCAUCAACUAUACAUCUUCAUAUGAUGACUUUUGAUGCAAAAAUUUGAGAUUUCAAAGUUCAUAUUUUGUGGCCUUUUGUGUUAGCAUCUAUAUGCAUAGACUGCAACCAGGUGGUUUGUUCUUGUUUGUGAACUAAGCAAUAUCUACUGUUCCAGAGUUCAUAUGAACGAGCUGAAAAUGAGGUAAGCGGACCUACAAGAGUGUAAAAAUGUAUUACAAAGAAACCCGAACAUUAGUUUUGAUUGGAUUGGGUCACCAAGCGUCAGAUGGUCUAGGACUAUCUAAUAAUUUCUCGAAAAUGAAUAGGCUUGUUUUUCUGAGUUCAUUGAGUUUGGCUCUAAAAUAACUUGUGUAAAACAGGUGUACAUUACUCAUCAUGAUGAUGGUAAUUUAAGUUUUUGUCUGUAACCUCGACUUUCUUUGUACUAUAAUCUCGUGAUGUUGGUAAUGAAAUCUUUUGUUUGCAAUCUCAAUCAAUAAUGGGCUUUCAAUUAUUGUCAUUCCAAAAAUGAUAGGGGGUAUGGAUUCCCAUUUGGAAAUAAUUUUUUUCCAACUCGUUGCAUAAUCGAUGAUCAUAUCUGCUAUAUGUCACAUGAAUACUGCAUAUGACAGCAGCUGCUUAACAACUGUUUGUUUGUUUUUAAUCAGUUAGCUGCUACCUGGGCAUCUUGUCCUGUCGUGUCCACUGCUUGAAAGCUCUAGUAAUUUGGCCCACAAAAUUGACCUUGCUUACUCAUUCCAGUUCGCUCUUGUGAUCAAUUGGUAAAAACUUGUGGAAACUAGGCCCAAAUGUUCUUUAUUUAUAUAUAUUUUUUGUGUGAUAGUGGUGUCGAGCUUCUUAAAGCACUCCUGUAAUCUCUUCUGUCUCACAUGUACCGAAAAAAUAUAUUUGGAAAGACCUCGUGGAAAAAAAAAUAUUUGGUGUGACCUCGUGGUGGUUCGAUUCGACCCGGAUGCUGUUGAAAUAAUUUUGGAAUGGGCUUUUCUGCAUUGGGAUUUAGUUGUCAUUUUUCCAAAUGGAAAGGGCAUUGAUGGUAUUCCAGAAAUUUUUGGAGUAAUGCACCUCUUUUCCUAGAUAUGCAAAACAAGCCUCGGGUUUGCCAUCCUUGAAAGCAAUGUCCAAUAUUUGCUUGGAAAAUGGAUUUCAGAUUUGGUCCCUUUUGUCUUUUAGAUUUCAAAUAUUUUUUAAUAUUCCCAACUUACCCAUCGACUUUACUUUUAAACCCAAACAUGUCCCCCCUCUCUCUCUCAUACACACACAUACAUUUAUUCUUCUAAUUAAUUGACUUGUUGCAGAAACUAGUAAGAAACAUGCUUUGAUUGAUUAAAGCAAAUGUGCCCCCUCUCAGUCCACUUCAACAUAGUAGAUCAGUGUUAAU